AAACGCGUAUAUUUUUAUGGUUUACUGGAUAUCAAACAGCCAGCUUCAGGGAUGUGGCUGAUAGGUUCAAUGUUUCUGUGAGUUACCUGCAUGCUGUUAUAGCCAAAAUGACCAACUUUCUGAGUAGUCUCGCACCGGAAAUUAUAAAAUGGCCUAUAGAACAACAAACAAAUAGGACAAGGCAAUAUUUCUUGAAUAAAAAUGGAUAUACUGGAAUCGUUGGUAUUAUUGAUGGAACCCAUAUAAAGAUUGACAAACGAGAGGAUGAUCCGUUAUCAUAGAUCAAUAGAAAAGGAUACUACUCUAUACAGGCACAACUUAUAUGCGACCAAGAUUUGAAAAUUAUCAGUAUGUUUGCCGGCUAUCCGGACUCUGUAUAUGAUGCUAAGUGUUUUACACCUUUGAAUGGCCAGUUCAGUUUGAUAUUUGGGGCUAACUUAGAUUUGGCAGAGUGUGAUCCUUCGCAGUUUAUACACGUUAUGGGGAGUUCACAAGGAUUACCUACAUGCAUUGCUUUGCCACAUACACAUAACUGUUCACUUGAGCACGCUGCAGCAGCGUGUCCGAAGCGUUGA
This is a messenger RNA of Acanthoscelides obtectus, 575 nucleotides long. Lineage: Eukaryota; Metazoa; Arthropoda; Insecta; Coleoptera; Chrysomelidae. The record is from the annotation of a GenBank genome assembly.